Messenger RNA from Boleophthalmus pectinirostris (great blue-spotted mudskipper), 2151 nucleotides. It is a transcript of the gene batf2, whose product is annotated as basic leucine zipper ATF-like transcription factor 2. Gene Ontology annotation, cellular component: nucleus. The coding region runs from base 1 to 1893 and encodes 630 amino acids. Gene Ontology annotation, biological process: regulation of transcription by RNA polymerase II. Gene Ontology annotation, molecular function: DNA-binding transcription factor activity, RNA polymerase II-specific; RNA polymerase II cis-regulatory region sequence-specific DNA binding. The transcript has 4 exons. The record is from RefSeq and is a predicted model, not a curated record. NCBI's taxonomy places the organism in Eukaryota, Metazoa, Chordata, Actinopteri, Gobiiformes, Gobiidae.
AUGCACAAGUUGCUCAACUGUGAUGAUUCCGGAGCCCAGCAGUCCGCUCCAAAAGGCUGCUGGACCCGGCAUCCACCGCCCCCGUGGACCGGUGCGCCCCGCGCGUCCCCGCGCGUCUCUGCGCUGCCGCUAAAAGCUGCCGUUUCGAAUAAAGAGAAAGUGAAAGCGCGCCGUCAUGUGUCGUCACUGCACACUCCCAACCCCCUCUGUGCCAUCCUCCUCAGACUGUCCCAGAGACUACAAGCUCCAGGCUCCAGCAUCCACCGGUGUAUCCACCAGUGUGUCCUCCGCUCCAGCGCCAGCGCGCCCCGGAGACACCGGGCACAUGCACCUACAGGGCGGAUGAUAGAGGUGAGAGCUCCGGAGAUGCCCGGGUUGUCCAUGGAGACCACGAGUGACCCCUGCAGCCCACGGUCAGAUGACGACGGCUCUUCCGACAGAGGGUGGCACCCCCGAGUGGACAGGAGGAGCAGCAGGAGGCUGAGGAACAGAGACGCAGCCAGAAAGAGCAGACAGAAGACCACUGAGAGGGCAGAUGAGCUGCACCAGGAGCUGCAGUGUCUGGAGCGGGACAACUCAUCUCUGCAGAGGGACAUCGCAGCUCUGAAGAAGGACAGGGACUACUACACCUCUCUGCUGGAGACACAUGCCCCACACUGCUGUCUCACAUGCACGUCCACUGAUACUGAGGAUUCCUGCGUGGGACUGUCAGCUGGUUCUGUGACUGUCCCCGCCACUGUAGCACAACCUGUCCCCGCCACUGUCCCACAACCUGUCCCCGCCACUGUCCCACAACCUGUCCCCGCCACUGUCCCACAACCUGUCCCCGCCACUGUCCCACAACCCGUGCCCGCCACUGUCCCACAACCUGUCCCCGCCACUGUCCAACAACCUGUCCCCGCCACUGUCCAACAACCUGUCCCCGUCACUGUCCAACAACCUGUCCCCGUCACUGUCCAAAAACCUGUCCCCGUCACUGUCCAACAACCUGUCCUGACCACUGUUCACAAACCUGUCCCUGCAUCUGUCCCCACCUGUGUCCUUCAAACUGUCUUCACCACUGUCCAUUUGUCUGUCCCCACCACUCUCCAAAAAUCUAUCUCUGUCCCUGUCCACCAAUCCAUCCCUGCCACUGUCCAUCGACCUGUCUCCACCAAUGUCCGUCAACAUGUCCAUCAACCUGUCCCUGCACCCGUCCCCAACACUGUCUGUACCAAUAUCCACACCCGUGUUUCUGCCAGUGUCCCUUCCACAGCCCUCACCUAUGUCCCCACUGCUAUCUGUACCGCUGUCUCCAACUGUGUCCCCACCACUGCCUCACCUCAUAUCUCCACACAUCUCCCUAUCACUGUUUUUGACUCUAUCACUACCAGUGUCCCCACCAAUGUCCCCAUCCAUGUUCCUGUCUCCGCCCAUGUCCACACUUCUGCCUCUUUCCCAAAUGUCUGUCCAUUUCCUAGCUCCAGCACUCCUGAGAUGUCCUACUCUGUUCCUGUCCCCCCAUACUCACCUCUCUCCCUCCCAUCUACCUCCAACCUGGACCAACAGACUUCCAGCAAUGUCCCCUGGCUUGGUCCACCCUGUCCCACUGUCCCUGUCCCGACCCACAUCCACCAGACAUCCCCCACUGGGAACAAAAUCAUGGACAGGUCUGCUUGUCUGGGCGCUCCUGUCACAGAGGCCUUCACAGCGCUGUCAACUGUGCACCCUUGGUCCCUCGUACCCCCGGUCAGCUCGGGGCCCUCUCUCAGCCUGGCCCCACAGUUGACCCAUGACCUCCUGACCCCUGGACCAGUGGACUCCCCUUUGUCCAGUAACAUCCUGGACAUGUCACAGUUCGAUGACAAUCUAGUGCAGUUCCUCGAAGAGUAUGAGUGGAUAUGGAAUAUUUAAUAAUGCAGUUUUAACAUUGUGCCAAAAAAGUUAUUGUUGUUUGUGUAGCUGAUUCUCUGUGAUGCUAACUGAAUGCACUACUCUGAGACUUUAAUCUGAUCUUUAUUUAAAUACGGUCUGACAAGAAAGAGCUGGCUUAGCUAGAACUAAAAUAGAUGGUCUGAUUUACUGUUAAGCAAGUCUCUUAAACAGAACACAUAGCUCCUAUUGGUCACAGGCUCCUGAAAAUAUGUUGUUAAAAAUCAAUUUCUUCUUGAA